Molecule: messenger RNA, 344 nt
Organism: Penicillium angulare
Lineage: Eukaryota; Fungi; Ascomycota; Eurotiomycetes; Eurotiales; Aspergillaceae
Product: ATP synthase subunit e
Exons: 3
Coding region: 57-344 (95 amino acids)
Biological process (GO): proton motive force-driven ATP synthesis
Molecular function (GO): proton transmembrane transporter activity
Source: RefSeq, a predicted model, not a curated record
CGGUUUCCCGCUUCUUAAUAUAUUGUUCAUUCAUUAUCUCUCGGAGACUUUUAAUAAUGGCUAGCUCACAGGGUGUUAACGUUCUCCGCUACUCGGCUCUCGUUGCCGGUCUCGUUUACGGAGUCUACCACCAGUCGUCUAUCAGCUCUGCGGCCAAGCGCGCAGACAUUGACCAUGAAUACACACGCAAGGAGCGCCUGAUCGAGCAGGCUAAGGCCGAGUGGAAGAAGCGCAGCCAGCCCCAGGAGAUCAACACACAAGCCUCUGGCUUGAUCACCGAUCCCGAGAACCCCAAAUUCGACCUCGAGGCAUUCUUGCAGGCCAAGGCCACGGAGUCCUCCUAA